ACAUUGUAUCUGCUGGUUAUGGAGCAGAAAGGACUAAGGACAUCGAGACAGCAAUGGCGGUGGAUCGCUUUCAUUGUUUCACUGAUUUUGCUGUGGAGCAGAGCUUCGGCGCAGAUCAGAUAUUCCAUCGCCGAGGAGGUUAAUGAAGGAACUGUUGUUGGGAAUAUAGCGAAGGAUUUGGGAUUAGAGAUGAACACACUGAAAGAGAGAGGAUGCCGUAUUGUCGAGGGUUCAACGGAGUCAUUUUUUCAUGUAAACCAGAACGACGGAUUAUUGUAUGUUGACCGGACAAUUGACCGGGAGAAGGUGUGUGAGCGGAGCAGUGUGUGCUUGAUCAACUUAAAGACUGUGCUGGAAAAUCCUCUUGAAAUACAUUAUGUGACUGUGGAGGUGCUGGAUGUAAAUGACCACGCUCCCACCUUCUCAACCAAAGAGUCACGUCUCGAAAUUUCAGAGUCUGUUUUACCGGGCUUGCGCCUUCAGCUGCAGGCAGCACACGACCCUGAUGUUGGUCAGUUUUCGGUCCAGGAGUAUAAACUUAGUCCUAAUGAUCAUUUUCGUUUGGAAGUCAAAGACCGUGGGAAAGAUGGGAAGAUGCCGAUAUUAGUUUUACUGAAGACGCUAGACAGGGAAACAAAGAAAAGCCAUAAGUUGCUCCUUACAGCUAUCGAUGGAGGGAAACCAAGUAAAUCUGGUACAGCUGAAAUUACUGUUGACGUCUUAGAUGUUAACGACAACAUGCCAGUUUUUAACGAAGACACAUACUCUGUGCUUUUGGAAGAAAAUGCUGCCAUUGGCACAACAAUUAUAAAAGUAAAUGCUUCUGAUUUAGACGAAGGCUCAAAUGGUGAGAUUGUGUAUUCAUUAGGCAAGAAUGUGAACAGCAGAAUACGUGGUCUUUUUCGUGUAGAUGCAACUACAGGUGAAAUAAUUGUUCAAGAUCUUAUAGACUUUGAAUUAGAAGAAAGUUAUGAAAUUGAUAUACAGGCAUCUGAUAAAGGACCGGCUCCGCUGAGGACAGACAAAAGUGUGUUGGUGAAUAUUGUAGAUUUGAAUGAUAACGCCCCACAUAUAGAGGUUACCUCAUUUUCAAAAGCAAUACCAGAGGAUGCAAGACUGGGAACCACUGUGGCCUUAAUCAGUGUUCUUGAUAAAGACUCUGGUCUUAAUGGAAAAGUUAUUUGCUCGUUUAAUGAAGAUGUUCCCUUUUCCUUAUCACCUUCCUCACAAGACAACAUGUAUUCGAUAGUCACGAAAUCGCCCCUGGAUAGAGAAAAGCAGUCCAUAUAUGACGUGACAAUUGUUGCAAAAGAUGCAGGCGUACCAUCAUUGUCUUCUGAAAAAAGCAUUACUAUUAUAGUAUCAGAUGUGAAUGAUAACAGGCCACAGUUUUCAGCGAGCCCUUACACAUAUUAUGUUACAGAGAAUAACUCUCCAGGAGCGUCAGUGUUUUCUGUCAGGGCAUCAGACAGAGAUGAAGGUGAUAAUUCUCAUAUCUCAUAUAAUAUUUUAAGAGAUGGAAAAGAUACUAACAAACUCAACUCCUACAGUCUCAGCAUCAACUCUGAAAAUGGAGAUAUUUUGGCACUAAAAAGUUUCGACUUUGAAACAGUGAAAACUUUCCAGUUCCAAGUUGUUGCCACAGAUUCAGGAACUCCUUCACUAAGCAACAACGUGACAGUGAAC
This is a messenger RNA of Epinephelus moara (kelp grouper), 1686 nucleotides long. Its product is annotated as protocadherin-10-like. Gene Ontology annotation, molecular function: calcium ion binding. The annotation marks the transcript as partial. Gene Ontology annotation, cellular component: plasma membrane. The record is from RefSeq and is a predicted model, not a curated record. NCBI's taxonomy places the organism in Eukaryota, Metazoa, Chordata, Actinopteri, Perciformes, Serranidae. Gene Ontology annotation, biological process: homophilic cell-cell adhesion. The transcript has a single exon.